Molecule: messenger RNA, 4071 nt
Organism: Epinephelus moara (kelp grouper)
Lineage: Eukaryota; Metazoa; Chordata; Actinopteri; Perciformes; Serranidae
Product: growth arrest-specific protein 7-like
Exons: 14
Coding region: 216-1640 (474 amino acids)
Biological process (GO): neuron projection morphogenesis; actin filament polymerization
Cellular component (GO): cytoplasm; plasma membrane; actin filament
Molecular function (GO): actin filament binding
Source: RefSeq, a predicted model, not a curated record
CGCUGGCAGGCAGGCUGCAGGAGCAGAGCGGAGAGGAGGAGAACCUGCCUACUAACUUCACACAAGUUUCACCCCGCUUCACUCCUCUGCGAGCUGUGAGCAGCACGAGACACAGGCUCGGACACACACUCUCACCAGACUCACAAAGUUAGAUUUUUCUUCCAAAGAGCUCAUCAUCAUCACCAUCACUGCGUGUGUGAGAAGUCACGCUGGCGAUGUCUGGAUCGUACUGCAAAAGUUUGUACCCGUUCAGCGGGGAGCAGCACCAGCAGGGACUGAGCUUCGAGGCCGGGGACAUUAUUAAGGUGGUCCAGGCUCUGCCCGGAGGCUGGUGGGAGGGAGAGAGGGAUGGAGCCAGAGGCUGGUUCCCCUCCAGUUAUGUCCAGGUCCUGGAGAGGACAGCAUCUCUGAGUCAGCUCCCUGUUGAAGACCUCAGAGACCCCCUGCCUCCUCAUUGGAGAUGCUACAUGUCUCCACAAGGGCGGCGAUACUAUGUCAACACCACAAACAAUGAGACGACAUGGGAGAGACCGUCCAGUGCACCUGGGACCCCCAAGACCGCCCUCCGUCACAAGAACUCUCUGCCGACAGUGAAUGGAUUUCACUCAGGUGGGAGUCCCUUGCAUCAUGUGGAGCAUUCACACAACAGUCUGGUGCGGAAGAGCAGUACAGAGCAACAGAGUCCGGGAUCAACGUCACCCACCAGGAAACAGAACAAGGAGACCACGGUCACGAUUAACUGCGUGACGUUCCCGUCGCCUGCAUGCAUGCCAGAGCAACAGCUGCUGAAACCAACCGAAUGGAGCUACUGCGACUACUUCUGGUCUGAUAAGAAGGAUCCCCAGGGCAACGGCUGCAUCACAGGAUUCGAGGUUUUACUGCAGAAACAGCUGAAGGGGAAACAAAUGCAGAAAGAGAUGGCAGAGUUCAUACGAGAAAGGAUAAAGAUAGAAGAGGAGUACGCCAAGAAUCUCUCCAAGCUCUCCCAGAUCCCUCUAGCGAGCCAGGAAGAAGGGACUCUGGGGGAGGCUUGGGCCCAGUUGAAGAGGAGCCUGGCAGACGAAGCAGAGGUUCACCUAAAGUUCUCCUCAAAGCUUCAGAGUGAGGUGGAGAAGCCUUUCCUGACCUUCAGGGAGAACUUUAAGAAAGACAUGAAGAGGUUCGACCAUCACAUCGCUGACCUGCGGAAGCAGCUGGUUGGUCGCUAUGCAGCGGUGGAGAAGGCCCGUAAAGCUCUGGCUGACAGACAGAAAGAGCUGGAGUUGAAGACUCAGCAGCUGGAGAUCAAACUCAGCAACAAGAUUGAAGAAGACAUCAAGAAGGCACGCAGGAAAUCCACACAAGCAGGAGACGAUCUGAUGCGCUGUGUCGACCUUUAUAACCAGUCUCAGUCCAAAUGGUUUGAAGAGAUGGUCACCACAAGUCUGGAGCUGGAGCGACUGGAGGUGGAGCGGGUGGAAAUGAUCAGGCAGCAUCUGUGUCAGUACACCACCCUUCGGCAUGAGACAGACAUGUUCAACCAAAGUACGAUGGAGCCGGUGGACCAGCUGCUGCAGUGUGUGGACCCGGCCAGAGACAGAGAGCUGUGGGUGCAGGAGAAUAAGACUGGAGACAUCAGGCCAGUUGACAUAGAGAUCUGACCUCAGUGCUGUUUGAUGGCUUUGCACGUGCACACUUUUACCCUCUGGCUCAGAGGCUGCAUGCCUGAGGACUGACUGGGAGAUGAAAUCUGUGCUGGGAUCUUCACUCCCUCCCCCCACUGAUCCACUUGUGACUCCUAACAGACUGAGGGAUGAUCAGUCAGCACUCACUGGCUCUUCACAUCCCGCCAGCAACCUGCUGAGGAUGAUGUCAGUAUCUGGGGAGUAUUGUGAGAACCCUCAGUGAUGAACAAAGAUGUCAGAUAGUGACAGGUCAUGGUUUUCUGUUAUGCAAGCUGAUGCUCAGCUGAAAUGGCACAGGGAAAUGGAACUGUGAGUGUGAACUGUGAGGUAAAAGGUGAGGGGGAUGAUCAAGAUGCACCAACAGUGAACAUUUAGCACCUGUAAAUGUCAAAUAGCUUUAUGUCAUGCAGCAGUGUAAUGCUGCAGUUUGUAUGUGCUUUUGCUCUGUGAGGUAAUUCACUGAAGUCACUCGAGUGUUGACACAAGUGUGACUUCAGACCUGCAAGUUGUUGGCAAAAUUGAUUUAACAGAUGCUGCUAAGCAAAAUGCAUUCUGACCUUAGAGUGAUGUUACUGUGUACCACAAUAAGACUAAAGUAUUUUAAUACUAACAUCCACCGUGUGCAGGUAUUGACUGUUUGCUAAGCCCCAUCCCCCUUUGUUACUACUGCUGUGCCUGUCAAGCACAGCAUUCUCACAUGGCACAUACUAGCUGCGUCUCAAUUCAGAGGCUGCAGCCUUUGAAGCAUUUAAAGACCAGUUGCAUCACAGAGACACAACCAAGGCUGUCGAAGGCUCCUUCAAAUGCGGCCAAGAAAUCAGGCCUUUUUUCUCUGAAUUUGGAGGAUGCAACAGGUGAAUCCUUCUUGGCCGAACCUUUCCCAUUAUUCACUGCACCCCGAUGAUCAUUGGGUCAUUUUCAAAGAAUAUGGCAUUCCUAAACACAACACCGUUUUCCUUUUAGCUAUAAGUGCACAGCUUAAACAAUCUUAAUUUAAAAAGUUUACAUAGUUUAUAUACCUGAAAAAUGGUCCUCGCUCAGCUUGAACCAUGUACAUCUCCACAACCAUGUAAUAAAAUUGUAAAAAAAAAAAAAAAAUAACAAUUUCUGUCUCCAUUAUUCAACCAUCUUGUAACCAUCUUAUUAACUUCUCUAGUGAAGUGCAGUUGGUUGCUGGGUGACAGGAGCGUCAACGGGUAGGGGCGGGAACAGCUGGUGACACAAACAGGAAAUCCUCUGUAGACCAGUGCAUCCCAUUUCGGAGGCAGCUCUGUUCGGGCAUUGUGGUCUUUAAGGGACACGGCCAACAUAGACCACCAGGGCUGCGUCCCUCGAGGGCUGCAGCCCCUGAAUUGAGACACAGCUACUUUGUUUACAAGAGGAAACCAAUUAUAUCUUUUUGAAACAUAUAGGUCUUUGGUUUCACACAGCAGUAAUCAAACAAACCAUUCAUUUCUGGAUUUUGUUGGCUGAAAUGACAACUGUUGCAAACAGAGUUUCUCUAGCUUGAGUAAGCUAUUGCUAACACUUAAACUCAUGCUAACAAAAGCCGUUGUCUUUAGCUGCUUUUUAAAAGUUUCCAAUUUGUUUUACUGUGAGCCUGCAGUUUUGUUCUUCUGGGUUUUUGUUUCUUGAAAAAAGACUCCACCCUGUAAACUCUUCUGAUACAGAAUAUUUCUCUUAUAAGUUAAUGCAUGUGAGAAAUCCAAAGCUUGACAGGCCUGCUGUGCCCCGCUACAGUUCCUAAGCUAUGAUUGUCAGUAACUGACGAUCAUUGUUGUCAGUCGGGGUUUAACAAACUGUUAAUAGAUUUGUGACUAAAAUCACAAAUGUGGCCGCUCUUCUUUGCAUCGCUGAAACAAGUGAAAAUCUAAAACAAAUCACUUCCCCUUCUGUUUUACUUCAUACCUAUUAAGAAUUAAGAAUCUGCCAGUUGCACUUUAUACCCAAGUGAUUUUUAUGAAAUAUACUGUAAGUUGCUGUUGAUAUGAAAAAAUAUUCUAAAGAGAGCUUGUUACACAUUUUAUUACUAAUGGAAGUUGAGAGUGUUUUGGUUAUGUUCACAGGGAGCCUGUAAAUAUAUGAGAUGUGUGAUUUGCAAUGAGAGGAGGCAGCAGAGUGAAGGAUGUAAAAUACGGUAAAUAGUAGAGUCUUACACAAACACACAGAAGUUUGGCACUGAUAAUAUAUGGAACAUACAAAUUGUAUAUGCAAUUGAAAUAACAGCCCUCUUACUUAUCGACAGUUUUGGACAUACAGAAAUCAGUUGCUUCAGUUGGAUUCAGUGUCAGUGCUGCUGCCUGCAGAAGCUAAAUGAUGUACAAAAUGCUCUUUAACACCCAUGUCUCGUCCAGUAUUACUGCUUAGUAUUACUUGACUAUUGAGAGAAGAGGACUGAGAUGCUUUU